CUUGUGGCUGUUGUGAUGCGUAUUCCCGUAGAUCCCAGCACCAGCCGGAGGUUCAGCCCCCCCUCCAGCAGCCUGCAGCCCGGCAAGAUGAGCGAGGUCAGCCCGGUGGUGGUAGCCCAGCAGCAGCAGCAGCAGCAGCAGCAACAGGACGCGGCGGCCGCCGUGCCCCGGCUGCGCCCCCACGAUAACCGCACCAUGGUGGAGAUCAUCGCUGACCACCCCGCCGAGCUGGUCCGCACCGACAGCCCCAACUUCCUCUGCUCCGUCCUGCCCUCGCACUGGCGCUGCAACAAGACCCUCCCGGUGGCGUUCAAGGUGGUGGCCUUAGGAGAAGUGCCCGAUGGGACGGUGGUGACCGUCAUGGCUGGAAACGAUGAGAACUACUCUGCAGAGCUGCGAAACGCUUCUGCCGUGAUGAAGAACCAGGUGGCCAGAUUUAAUGACUUACGAUUUGUGGGCAGAAGUGGAAGAGGGAAGAGCUUUACUUUGACAAUAACUGUCCUGACAAAUCCCCCCCAAGUCGCUACAUACCACAGAGCUAUAAAGGUUACAGUGGAUGGGCCAAGAGAGCCAAGAAGGCACAGACAGAAGCUUGAUGACUCUAAACCUAGUUUGUUCUCUGAACGCCUCAGUGAUUUAGGGCGCAUUCCUCAUCCCAGUAUGAGAGUAGGGGUCCCGACCCAGAGCCCACGGCCCUCUCUGAACUCUGCACCAAGUCCUUUUAAUCCACAAGGACAGAGUCAGAUUACAGACCCCAGGCAGGCGCAGUCAUCCCCGCCAUGGUCCUAUGACCAGUCUUACCCAUCCUACUUGAGCCAGAUGACUUCACCGUCCAUUCACUCCACAACUCCCCUGUCCUCCACUCGAGGCACAGGACUUCCAGCCAUUACCGAUGUGCCCAGACGCCUCUCAGAUUCAGAUCCUUGCACUCCUGAUGCUCCACCUGCUGCCACUUCACCACCAACUUCUGAAGAGCCUGGACCUUUCACAGCUCCAGCAUCACCCUCCUGUUCCUCUGACACUGGUACUGCAUCAUUUUCACCACCGUUACCUGCGUGUGUUGCAGCCUUACAUCCAAAACCACCUCCUAUUUCACCAUCAACAUCCACUUCUGCUACCACUGUCCACCCUGGACUUCCUUCCCUUCCUGCCCCGUCUGCCUCUACUCCAUCCCUUCACCCUGGGAUUUAUCUGCCGGUUGUCCCACCCAGUGGUGCCACCCACCUCAUCAACUGGCUGCCCUUCCUCGCCUCAGCGACACUCGCCACCAUUCAAGGCAAGGAGGAAGACCAGCCACCCAUAAGCACAGGCUCCCUGGAAGGCAUGAAGGCCUGCAGCAGCCCAGCCCCACACCCCUCCCAAGAGGAGAAUCCCCAGGCAGCACCUAUGGGAAGCAGCGCUCCGGGGGCUGCGUCCCCACCACCGGCUGCCCAGGCCGUGCCCGCGGGCUCCGAGGCGUCAGCGAAUGUGAGCGACAUCCUGGCGGAGCUGCGGACCAUGAACAGCCACCUCUCCACUAUUGCCCGAGCCCUGACCCAGCUGGCAUCAUCCCUGGCACCCCAGCAGGAUGCUGGUGGCACCCCACCUCCUUAGUGCCAGAUUUCACAGGGAAUGGUAUUUCCCAGAGGAAAGGGACCCUCCCCAAACCUGCCCAUACCAUAGGAGUGAAUUCGCUGCAGUCACAGACACCGACCAUGUCUCCCCAGUGGGUUUUUCUGUUUGUUUGUUUGUCCCUU
Messenger RNA from Poecile atricapillus (Black-capped chickadee), 1736 nucleotides. RefSeq names its product RUNX family transcription factor 2 (gene RUNX2). Gene Ontology annotation, cellular component: nucleus. Lineage: Eukaryota; Metazoa; Chordata; Aves; Passeriformes; Paridae. The transcript is spliced from 6 exons. Gene Ontology annotation, biological process: neuron differentiation; regulation of transcription by RNA polymerase II; regulation of cell differentiation. Bases 16 to 1593 code for a protein of 525 amino acids. Gene Ontology annotation, molecular function: DNA-binding transcription factor activity, RNA polymerase II-specific; ATP binding; RNA polymerase II cis-regulatory region sequence-specific DNA binding. The record is from RefSeq and is a predicted model, not a curated record.